This is a messenger RNA of Aspergillus costaricaensis CBS 115574, 1616 nucleotides long. Its product is annotated as cytochrome P450. Gene Ontology annotation, molecular function: oxidoreductase activity, acting on paired donors, with incorporation or reduction of molecular oxygen; iron ion binding; monooxygenase activity. Lineage: Eukaryota; Fungi; Ascomycota; Eurotiomycetes; Eurotiales; Aspergillaceae. The transcript is spliced from 8 exons. Bases 4 to 1512 code for a protein of 502 amino acids. The record is from RefSeq and is a predicted model, not a curated record.
CCUAUGCAAUUGGCUGUCCUGGCCGCAAUGGCAAUGACAUAUUGGCUAUCCAUCGCGGUCUACCGGUUGCACUUGUCUCCUUUAGCUAAAUUUCCAGGGCCAAAGCUCGCCGCCCUGACUGGGUGGUACGAAUUCUAUUUCGAUUAUUGGAAAGAAGGCAAGUAUAUCUUUGAGAUUGAACGUCUACAUCAAGUCUACGGACCGAUUGUGCGAAUAAACCCCGAUGAGCUAUCUAUUCAUGAUCCUGCAUUUUACAACGAGGUUUACGUGACGGAGAGUAAGAGGCGGACGAGCCAUUAUGACGUGUUUUGCAAAGGGAUUGACUUCGACGGAUCGCACCUUCUUACGGUUGAUCACGACUUGCACCGCAAGCGGAGAAAGCCUCUUGAGCCCUUUUUCUCCCGGAUGGGCAUAUCUCGCUUACAAGAUAUGCUAGCUGCAGUUGCCUUGAAGCUGGAGGGGCGUCUCCGCGAAUUUGAGGGAAGGCACAAAGUGAUCCGACUCGAUCAUGCCUUUUCGGCCUUUUCAGGUGAUAUCAUCGGAAGGAUCUGUCUGGAUCGUGACGACGCUGGGGACGAGUUUCUGGAUCACCCCGAUUUUGCACCAGACUGGUACAAUCUGAUCCAUAAUCUUGUCCGUUCACUUCCGCUAUUCACCGGCUUUCCUUGGAUUGUUCAGCUAGUAAGCUACGUCCCUGAAGGGAUUCUGCUAAAGCUCUUUCCGCAAGGGCAAGUCUUCAACACAUUCAAGACCGUUGCGCUGCGUAACAUCACCCGCAUCUUGCGUGACAGCGAAACAAACAAAGAACACAGGAACAACACCUCGCUAUUCCAUCACAUUGCCAGAAGCGAACUGCCCGAGUCAGAGCGAUCUCCUGAGAGGUUGGCCAAGGAAGCGCAAGUUUUACUUGGGGGCGGAACCGCUAGCACGGCCCGGACCAUCGGUUUCGCCUCCUAUUACAUUCUUUCUAACCCACAGAUUCGGUCGCGUCUCCAAGAGGAGCUGCGAGAGCUCAUGGCUGAGUGGCCCGACCGGGUCCCCAGCGCAAGUGAGCUAGAGAAACUGCCGUACUUGCAGGCCCUCAUCAAGGAAUCCCUGCGCCUCAGUUAUGGAGUCAUGCACCGGUUGCCUCGCAUCUCGCCCGACAUUCCCAUCCAGUACAAGAACUACACAAUACCCGUCGGGACACCUGUGGGAAUGUCAGCUUAUUUUAUGCAUUCCGACCCUGUGGUCUAUCCCGACCCGAAGGUCUUCCGUCCUGAGCGCUGGCUCGGGUCCAUUGACCCAGCCAUGCAUCAGCAAUACGUGCCAUUUUCUCGCGGAUCACGUAACUGUCUCGGUCAGAAUUUGGCCAUGGCAGAGAUGUCACUUAUCCUAGCUGUGCUCUACCGGCCUAAUGGACCCAAGCUGGAGUUGUAUGAUACGGACGAAAGCGAUGUGAUUCAAACACACGAUUUUGUAAUCCCACUCCCUAAAAUCACGACUAAGGGAGUCCGGGCACUGAUUCGUUGAGAUGUGGCUCUGUCAGCGGUGGAGACAGCCUGUGCUUACAAUGCAACCGCUAUUUGUUAAACGGACUCCUACACAUUCUUGUACACCUCAGAUUAGUGCUAGAG